AUGGUUCGAUACGGAAGAAAAUAUCGACGAGGUGUUCAAUUGAAUAAUAAUCGUCGUUCAUCAUCUAUAACUAAAACCAGUCGUAUUCAUCUUUAUAAUUUUUUUUCAACAAUUCGCUCAAGAUUGACUUGUUUAAUUGGUUAUAAAUGUUCAACAAUGUCACUUAUAUUUCAUCGUACUCGUCUUAAAUCUCGUUAUAUAUUAUCAAUAUUUGUUGGUCUCUCACUUGGUUUUGCUUUAAGUUUAGCAUGUUUACCAAUAAUAAGUGUGUGUGACAAUCCUUUGUCACUUUUUUCUGAACCAUUUGCAUCUUCAUUUAAUAUACGUUUUGGUAAUGAUACAUUUUCAUUGCAUGAUAAAUUUGAUCCAUUUCGAAUAUUAAAUCGAGAACCACGUUCAGUUGUUGAUGUAACACUUGUUGAUUAUGGUAGUAAAGAUUAUGAACCGCAAAUACAUCCACCACAAUUAGAAAUAAAUUUAAAUAAUAAUAAAUCAUUAUCAACAUCAACACAACCAUCAAAUACAUCGAAAGUAACACGACCUCGUUAUAUCGCUGAUGAAUUAGGUAUACGUGAAAAAGUUCUUGUUGCUAUAUUAACUGAACCAAAUCAUUUAAAUACAUUUGCUUUUUUUCUUAAUCAAACAUUACAAGAUCAUGUUAAUCGUUUAUUAUUUUUUAUUGAUGAAGAUGCACAAGAUUUUCCUCGAAGUAUGCAAGUUAUUUCUGUACAUGAUAAACGUGCUUAUUUAAAACCAUUUUAUGUAUUAAAAUAUCUUGCUGAAAAAAUGAUUAAAUUAUAUGAUUGGUUUGUACUUUUACCUGAUAAUACAUUUGUACGAGGUUAUAAAUUAAAUGAAUUUUUAAAUCAUAUUAGUAUUAGUCAAGAUCUUUACAUGGGACAAGCAUUUGAUGAUGUACAUGCUGUUUAUUGUUAUUUUGGGUCGGGUAUUAUUUUAUCAGGAACUGUACUUCGCAAAAUACUUGAUGAACUUGAUUGGUGUACAAAUAAUGCUUAUUCACAAGAUUUAACUGAUAAUAUUGGACGGUGUAUUUUAAAAGCAGCUAAAUUACCUUGUACUAAUACAGCCAGUAAUUAUAAAUUUACAGCUUAUGUUAAUUAUCGAUUCGAAUAUGAUACAGAUAUUGAUAGAUUAUCUAAAAGUGAAGAUUUUAAUCAAACAUUAACAGUUCAUCCAAUAAAUGAUCUUGAAACAAUGCUUAAACUUCAAAAAUAUUUUAAUCAAGUUGAAAUUGAUGAAAUGACAAAAAGUAUAUCCAAAUAUGAAGAAACAAUUGAAGAACUAUCAUGUUAUGCACCUGAAGGUUGUGGAAAUAUUCCAUGGCCAGUUGGUGUAUCACCAUCAUUUAAACCACCAACACGAUUUGAUGUACUUCGUUGGGAUUUUUUUAAUGAAACACAUAUCUAUUUAAAAACAGAUAAUGAUGUAAUCAAUCCAAUGGAUGAUGGUGAUUAUGAAGAUGUACAUGAAGUUAUUGAUCAUGCUAUCGAACAAUUACAAAAUAAAUAUGGAAUUCAAUUAAAAUUGAAAAAAUUAAUUAAUGGUUACCGUCAAUUUGAUCCAACACGAGGUACACAUUAUAUUAUGGAUUUGUCACUUAUUGAUAAAAAUCAAAUAGAAUAUAUUAAACGUGUAGAAUUAAUGCGACCAUUGGGUCUUGUUGAAAUAAUUCCAAUGCCAUUUGUUACUGAAACAACUAAAAUCUUUCUUAUCUUACCUAUAUAUACAGAUGAACAAUCAAUUGCAAUACGUUUUCUUCGUCAUGCUAAUAAAACAUUAUUUGAUAAAGAAACUCGUGAUAAAUUUGAAUUACUUCUUACACAUGUUGUUGUAACAAAACAUGAAUUAUCUCAAACACAAAAAUGGUUUGAUAAUCUACGUCAUGAAAUUGAUUUACUACAUCGUACACGACCUCAAUUAACAGUAACAUAUCAUACUGUACUUUUCCCAUCAUCAACAAUAACACGUUAUACACAUUCAACAUAUAUAUUAGAUUUUUUUGAAACAAAACUUCGAACAAAUUCCUUAAUAUUUUUAACAAAUCCAUAUGUUAAUAUUGAAUCAGACUUUUUAAAUCGUUGUCGUUUAAAUGUUAUUGAAAAUGUACAAAUUUUUUUUCCUAUUGCUUUUUAUCAAUAUCAUCCACAUAUUAUAAUACGUACACAUCAUAUGACAGAUAAUUCUACAAUUGAUUUACAUAAAUCACAUGGUUGGUUUAAUUCCUAUGCAUUUGAUCAUUUUGGAAUUUAUAUGAGUGAUUAUUUAAAUUUAAAAAAAUUAGUUUUAUCAAAUAAUAUAUCAUUAUCAUCAGUCAAUCUUUAUGAUUUAUUUGUACAAUUAACUGAUAUACAUAUUUUACGUGCACCUGAUCAAUCAUUACGUGUUCAUUAUAAAUCAAUAAAAUGUGAUUCAAUAAAACGAACGAAUAUAAUUGAAUAUAAUCGAUGUUUAAUGCAAAGAGAAAAAGGUUUAGCAUCACGUAGUCAAUUGGCUAUGAUUAUUAUUGAAAAUGAACCAACGAAAAAAACGACAAGAAAAAAAGAUAAAAAAUAA
Rotaria sordida is the source of this 2574-nucleotide messenger RNA. The record is from the annotation of a GenBank genome assembly. NCBI's taxonomy places the organism in Eukaryota, Metazoa, Rotifera, Eurotatoria, Philodinida, Philodinidae.